Teleopsis dalmanni is the source of this 908-nucleotide messenger RNA. RefSeq lists its product as uncharacterized. The transcript is spliced from 3 exons. Gene Ontology annotation, cellular component: cytosol. The record is from RefSeq and is a predicted model, not a curated record. Bases 351 to 689 code for a protein of 112 amino acids. Lineage: Eukaryota; Metazoa; Arthropoda; Insecta; Diptera; Diopsidae.
AGUAUGUAAUUUUUAGUUUUUAAGCAAUCAAUAACGCAGAUGCCAGAAUGUUCAUUCACAUUCACAUUCACACUCAUAUUUACAUAUAGAUUUAUACUCAAUAUUGUGACAGUUCAGUUACAUAUGCAAGUAAAUUGAUUUUAAUUAAAAAUUAUGCAAAACGCCAAGAUGAAAUUAGUUUUAGUUGCUUAAAUGUAAUUGCUGAUUCUCAUGGAUGGAUUAAAGGUGUACCUCAACUGAAAGACAGUCGUUGGUUGCAGUGCAUUUGAGUUGAGGUUUGAGGUUUGCUUGUAUUUUACUGAUAAUUCAGUUUAGUGCUGCAGAAUACUUGGACGGUGCAAGUUUAAAAUAUGAAAAGCGAUCAAAUUAUUGAGAAGAUACGGAACAAAUUGCAGGAAUCAAAUCCUGAGAAUCGUUCUGUGAUGAAAAUAUUUCAAUUCAACUUUACAGAUGAGCAUGGCAAGCUUAUUAAGAGCGUAGUUUUUGAUUUUAAAGACUUAAACAUAUAUGAAGGCAGCACUAAAGAACACGAUGGUGAAAUCACUGUAGCGGAUGAUGACUUCUAUAUGGUGGGUAGUAAGCAAACGACAUUUGAUGAGUUACUUGCCAAAAAUAAAGCUCAAAUACAGGGUGAUACUGAAGCCAUCAACAAAAUGCUAGAAAAAUUUCGUUUGAAUACCAAAAACUAAAAAUUAGUGGAGCUUUCUUCAUAACAUACAAUAACGAGAGAUAAGCACUUUGAAUUUUCAUGCAUUUGCUGGUUGAUAUAUUAGUGAUUAUUAUUAUAGAUUUCCGCUUUGAAUUACACAUAAAUUCAAUACUUGCACAGCAUUUUUGUUAUAUAAUUUAUAAAAAUCAUAUACAAUUAAAAUUAUAGCUUUAAUAGCUGAGAAGUAGAAAUGAAAAAA